AUGGCUGGAGCCACGCGGGAUAGGCGCUUGGUCAAGGAGCUGGGCAAGAUUCACAUGGAUGGAAUGCCUCCCGGCAUCACAUUGAUAGAGCGCAACGACAGCGUUGCCGGCGACUGGUUCGUUGACAUCCAGGUGCUCGACGAAAAUCCUCUUUAUAAAGAUCAGAUCUACCGCCUCAAGUUCCACUUCCCCAAGAUGUAUCCCAUAGAACCCCCGGAAGUUACCUUCGACAAACAAACCGACCGUCCGAUCCCCAUGCACCCUCACAUAUACUCCAACGGCAUUAUCUGUCUCGAUUUGCUUGGCCAACAGGGCUGGAGUCCGGUUCAGAGCGUCUCCAGUGUCUGCAUGAGCAUCCAAAGCAUGUUGACGAGUAACGACAAGGACGAGCGACCUCCAGGCGAUGAGGACUUUGUACGAGGUAAUAGACAGCGACCUCGAGACAUAGAGUUUCUCUACCACGACAACACCGUGUAA
This is a messenger RNA of Fusarium coffeatum, 477 nucleotides long. RefSeq lists its product as uncharacterized. The coding region runs from base 1 to 477 and encodes 158 amino acids. Gene Ontology annotation, molecular function: ubiquitin conjugating enzyme activity. Gene Ontology annotation, biological process: protein polyubiquitination; proteasome-mediated ubiquitin-dependent protein catabolic process. The record is from RefSeq and is a predicted model, not a curated record. Gene Ontology annotation, cellular component: nucleus. The transcript is spliced from 3 exons. Lineage: Eukaryota; Fungi; Ascomycota; Sordariomycetes; Hypocreales; Nectriaceae.